This is a messenger RNA of Aspergillus mulundensis, 1845 nucleotides long. Its product is annotated as multicopper oxidase. The coding region runs from base 1 to 1845 and encodes 614 amino acids. NCBI's taxonomy places the organism in Eukaryota, Fungi, Ascomycota, Eurotiomycetes, Eurotiales, Aspergillaceae. The record is from RefSeq and is a predicted model, not a curated record. Gene Ontology annotation, molecular function: oxidoreductase activity; copper ion binding. The transcript is spliced from 3 exons.
AUGGGUUUUCUUCGCCGUGGCUUGGCGUUGCCAGCCCUCCUGCUCUCCCUUGUAUCCUCUGCCUAUGCCCACGAUGCAGGUGUGAAGGCGACCGGAAAUACAGUCUCCUUCCAAGUCAACCUAACAUGGGACGAUUACCAACCAGCUGGGAUUCCUCGAAAGAUGAUUCUGGCUAACGGCCAGUUCCCGGCCCCGGCGCUGAGGUUGAAGCAAGGGGAUGACGUCGAAUUCUUGGUCAACAACGAGAUGCCUCUUCCUACCACUGUUCAUUUUCAUGGCGUGGAGCAGCAGGGUACUCCGUGGUCCGAUGGUGUCCCCGGUCUCUCGCAAAGGCCCAUUCCUCCUGGAGAAUCGUUUCUUUACAGGUGGCGAGCAACUAAUCAUGGAAGCUACUUCUAUCAUGCUCACCACCGGGGUCAGCAAGAGGAUGGACUUUACGGAGCGAUUCAUAUUCUGUCUGACGAAUCCAUUGAAAGGCCUUUUGCGUUGAUCUCUGAAAGUCAACAAGACAUUCAAGCUAUGAAACUCGCCGAAACCGAAUCAAUUCCUAUUAUGCUGUCGGAUGUGCGCAAACUGACCUCCGAAGAACUCUGGAACGCGGAAAAGGCUAUGGGACGUGAUGCAGUGUGCGCGAAUGCUUUGCUGGUGAAUGGCAAGGGAUCCGUGACCUGUCUGGGACAAGAGACUCUUGACAAGUACACCUCCGUUGCGCAGAGGGGUGUUCUGGGCAACCAGAGCUUGACUGACAUAGGAUGCCUUCCGCCGAACAACCUAUUGGCGCAGGGACCUUGGCCACACAACCUCAGCGCCAUUCCUCCGACAGUCUUUUCUGAAUGCAUUCCGAGCACUGGCCUGACAGAGCGUUUCUACCCGGACGCUACCAACGCAUACGCUAGCUUCGAUCUAAUCAGUGCUGCGUUCGUUUCCACAAUUACCUUCUCAAUCGAUGAGCACCCCAUGUACAUCUAUGCUGUCGACGGAAACUAUAUCGAACCUAUCAAAGCGGACGGUAUCACCAUCACCAACGGAGCUAGGUACUCGGUACUAGUGAAGUUGGAUAAGCCAAGAGGAGACUACACCGUUCGCGUGGCCAACACCGGUCUCAACCAGAUCAUGUACGGCACCGCGCUAAUGACAUACCACAAUCGCAAUGGCACAUCCCAACAACACCCGUCAGUGCCUUCAAUCAAUCUUGUCGGAAGUCCUACAGGAAACCACACCCUUCUGGACGAAACAGCCAUCGUCCCGUUUGCUCCUCAGGACGUGACCCAAGUAGACGUCGCACAGACAGUCAUUCUGACCCUCGAGCGCUACAAUGCCUCGUACACCUGGACCAUGGGAAACUCAAGUUUCCCCCUUGAACUAGAAAUGGAUUCGCCACUCCUUUUCUAUCCCCAAACAGGAAGCAAAAACUUUACUCUUGCUACUCACAACGGCACAUGGGUCGACCUGAUCUUCGAUGUCGCCAACGCCGUUCAGCCCCCUCAUCCCAUCCACAAACACUCCAACAAGUUUUACGUUCUCGGCUCUGGCAACGGAAAAUGGAACUAUACCUCUGUGGCCGAGGCGGCGAAGCAUAUGCCUGAGAGCUUCAAUUUCGAAGCCCCCCAAAUUCGGGAUACCUUUGCGACUCUCCCGGCAGCGACUGGCCCGAACUGGAUGGCUAUCAGAUACCAUGUCGUCAAUCCUGGAGCGUUCCUGCUGCAUUGCCAUAUUCAAAUCCACCAGAGCGGAGGUAUGGCGCUGGCUUUGCUGGAUGGAAUUGACGAGUGGCCCGAGAUUCCGGAGGAGUAUCAGCUUGUGGAAACUGAGGAAGAAUCCGAAUUGAAAGAUGAUGGCUUUUGA